Brugia malayi is the source of this 543-nucleotide messenger RNA. RefSeq lists its product as uncharacterized. The transcript is spliced from 4 exons. The record is from RefSeq and is a predicted model, not a curated record. Lineage: Eukaryota; Metazoa; Nematoda; Chromadorea; Rhabditida; Onchocercidae. Gene Ontology annotation, biological process: canonical NF-kappaB signal transduction; negative regulation of extrinsic apoptotic signaling pathway via death domain receptors; positive regulation of neurogenesis. The coding region runs from base 1 to 543 and encodes 180 amino acids.
AUGACAGAUAAGCAAGAUAUUGUAGCACAUUGGUCGGUACCUGUACAUGAUCGAAUAUAUGAAAUUGAAUUUGAGCAUGGUACUGCAAGUGGUAAACGAGUUAUACGAGUUGAUGGAAAAGAAAUUUUGAGAAGAAAUUGGAUGUUUAGUCUUGUUGGUAAAGAAAUUUUUGAUAUUGGCAAAUUUAAAUGUGUGAUUAAUGUGGAAGCAUUGGGAACAUUUUUAUAUGAAUAUACAUUGGAAGUAAAUGGUAAAUCAUAUGAAAAAUUUCGAGAAGAAGUUGCAAAAAAGUUAAAAAGUUGGACAACAAUUUUGGAUGGUCAAGAGACACGCAUUUGCUUAGAUAAAGGAACAAUGGAUAUUUGGGUGAAUGGUCAAAAAAUGAAUACUGCGGGUGAAUUUUUGGAGGACGGUACAAAGACACAUUUUGAAAUUGGUCGUAAUGUUUGUUAUGUGAAAGCAACAAGUAGUGGUAAUAAGAAAUUAGGAUUUAUAUAUCAACUUUACAUUAACAACAAUGAAAUAAUCACUAGUGAUAAAUGA